Messenger RNA from Pistacia vera, 747 nucleotides. RefSeq lists its product as uncharacterized. The transcript has 2 exons. Lineage: Eukaryota; Viridiplantae; Streptophyta; Magnoliopsida; Sapindales; Anacardiaceae. Gene Ontology annotation, molecular function: nucleic acid binding. Bases 1 to 747 code for a protein of 248 amino acids. The record is from RefSeq and is a predicted model, not a curated record.
AUGGAUGUAAUCAUUGUCUACCUAAGGGAUGGUAUACCGCCAGAAGGAAGAAUUGAAGCCAAAACACUUCGCGCAAAGUCAACUCGGUCCAGGCUCAUCAAUGAUAAGUUGUAUAAGCGCAAGUUCAGUGUACCGCUACUGCGAUGUAUCGACCAUGAGGAUGCAUAUUAUGUUUUGAGGGAGAUCCACGAGGGGAUUUGCGGGGACCAUGUAGAAGGCAAAUCUCUAGCAUACAAAGUGCUUCGUCAAGGUUAUUACUGGCCAACAGUUUUCGACGAUGCAGCAUACUAUGUGCGCAGAUGCGACAGAUGCCAAAGAUUUGCAGAUACUCCACGAGCUCUAUUUCAAGAAUUAACUACACUGACAAGCCCUUGGUCAUUUCUCGGCAUCAAGAAAAGCUUUGCCACUAUUUAUCGGCCUCAAGCCAAUUGUCAAGUAGAGGCUGUAAACAAAGUCAUUAAGCAGACCAUUAAAAAGAAGCUCGACGCUCUGAAAGAAAGAUGGGCCAAUGAAUUGCCCGAAGCCUUGUGGUCUUACAUAACAACAGUCAAGAGCUCAAUAGGAGAGACCCCGUUCUCUCUCUUAUAUGGGUGUGAAGCAAUGGCUCCAGUCGAAGUAGGGAUCAGUUCGUUCCGAAUGGAAGUUUUCGAUGAUGAAGCCAAUCAAGAUCUUUGCCGCCUGAGGCUGGAUAUAGUCAAAGAACUUCGGGCCAAGUCUCAGUUAAGGCUUGCCUUAUAUCAGCAGUGA